Molecule: messenger RNA, 3262 nt
Organism: Diachasma alloeum
Lineage: Eukaryota; Metazoa; Arthropoda; Insecta; Hymenoptera; Braconidae
Gene: Rel
Product: nuclear factor NF-kappa-B p100 subunit
Exons: 5
Coding region: 277-3021 (914 amino acids)
Biological process (GO): canonical NF-kappaB signal transduction; response to cytokine; cellular response to stress
Cellular component (GO): cytoplasm
Molecular function (GO): DNA binding; DNA-binding transcription factor activity; protein binding
Source: RefSeq, a predicted model, not a curated record
GGCACGCUCCAUUCGGGGAAGAACCGAGCGUUUUUAAUCAAGGCCUUGGAUGACGUAUUCCAGAUAAACAAGAAUUGCAAGACACCAAUCGACUAGGUGAGUCCAACAACUGCGAGUCAGAUUGUGCGUGCUCCUCCAACCGAUCGCAUGUUCCCUUAUUCAUCAGUUUUUGCAAUUUUUUACUGAAACCCCAACCCCAUUCCGCCGAGUGUCUAUAACCAAACCAUUUCCACCGGUCUCGUCCCCUCGACUCGAGUUGAAAAUCAAUGUUCAAUUAUGCCUGAAAAGUACGACAACAUAAAUUUACUGCACAAUGCACUCGCCGACCCCCAGAGUUUCUACAAUUACGAUAUUUCAUUUGCGUCAGCUCACAUGCCUGUGACAACGCCGUACAUGAGCUCCCCGGAGUCAUCCAGCAUGGCGUCCCCAAUGGCGGUGUCGUCACCUGAGGACUUGGACUUCCUGGGGUCGUGCUCUGAGAGCACUCUGCUGAGGCUGGGAGAGCCUGGAGGUAUCACUGCUGAGCCCAUGGAUGCGCCGGAGAUCGAAAUCCUGGAUCAGCCAGUCGAGAAAUUUCGAUUCAGGUACAAAUCAGAGAUGAUGGGGACACAUGGGAGCUUGUCCAGUGUCAGCUCGACGUCGAGGAGGAAGCGACAAGUGCCGACUGUCAAGCUGCUAAACGGGAUAGGCACCAUGAUAAUCCGUUGCACAAUCGUGACGAAGAACGAGGAGCGCCGAAUACCGCACGCCCACCACCUGGUGAAGCGCGAGGGCAACAGUGAGAGCGACACCCCCUACGAGCUCGAAGUGUCCGAGGAGAACGACUACAUCGCCUCCUUCGUGGGCAUGGGAAUAAUCCACACAGCGAAGAAGCACAUAAAAGACGAGUUAAUGAAGAAAAUGAAAGCCGAGAAGCUCGAGGAGAUCCGCAGAAAGGAUCCCACCAGAAAAUCCCUGAGCGUUCGCGAAGACACCGCGAUCCGAAUGGAAGCGGAAUCCGCGCAGAAGUGGAUGGACCUGAACAGCGUGGCCCUGUGCUUCCAGGCCUUCGUCCGCAACGAGCACGGCGUCAUGGAGCCGAAGAGCCAGCCAGUCUACUCGAACACAAUAAACAACCUGAAGAGCGCCUUAACCGGAGAACUAAAAAUCUGCAGAAUCGACAAAUACGCGAGUAGCUGUGCUGGCAACGAGGAGGUGUUUCUCCUCGUGGAAAAGGUCGGCAAGAAGAACAUAAAGAUCAAAUUCUUCGAGCUGGACGAGAAAGACAACGAAAUAUGGACGGACUACGGAAAAUUCUCAGAGCUCGAUGUGCACCACCAGUACGCAAUAGUCUUCCGCACACCCCCUUACAAGGACAGAGACAUCACCGAGCCAAAGACAGUCUACAUUCAGCUGGAGAGGCCAACAGACGGCGAUUCCUCAGAGCCCAUGCAAUUCACUUACAAACCAAUGAACAAUCUUCUCCAGAGAAAACGCCCCCGAAUGUCGUACUCAGACAGCGCUGAUUUGUCCAGUGGCAUCGACUCAACCACAACAAUGUCGAAUCACGUGCUCGCCACGUGGAAGCCCUUCGUGACGCCCCUGACAGCGAGCGAACGAUCAGCAGAAUUGCGAAAGCUACUGGACGAAAAAUGCGACUCUGCUGAGUUUCGAGAUUGCCUAGACAACAUCAAUCUGGAAGAGUACAUGUCGUUGGCCGAGCCGCAAUCAGACUUUGUGUCUGAGUACUCUUCGGACGGGCCACGACCUCGUCGGCUUGCCCCAGAGGGUCCCAACUUCGCAAUUAGUAUUCUGAAACAGGUUGUCGAAUGCCUGAAGAAGAACUUCAAGCUGGAUCAGAGUGUGAUGAAGAUGCUGAGGGAGAGAACUUCUCAUGGUGAUACUCCACUGCAUGCAGCCAUUCGCUAUGGCCAGAGGGACGUUGCCAAGUACAUUCUGACGCUGAUAGCUGGAUAUCCAGAGCUCAACGGUCUCGUUAGCAUCGAGAACGCCUCGGGAAAGACUCCACUGCAUCACGCUGUUUUACUCAAUCAGGCUGACAUUGUUCGAGCUCUUCUGCUUCUGGGGAGUGAUCCCAAUGCCUGCGACAGUCAUGGGUCGUACGCUCUUCACGAGGCUGUGAAGAUGCCAGAGAAUUGGGAGUGUGUGGAUGCCUUGAUUAAAGGUAAAGUUGAUAUUGAACGGCAUGAUGAUGCUGGCCGGACUGCACUCCAUUUGGCUGCUCAGGCGGGCUCGGUACGGGCUGUUGAGCUGCUUGUCAAGGCUGGGGCUGAUGUCAAUAAAUCAGAGCGCUCGUAUGGGCGUACUGCACUGCACAUUGCUGUCGAGGGGAGGCACAUCGAGGUUGUCAGGUAUUUUCUGGAGAAGACAGAUGUGAAUGUUAAUAAACAGAAUUUUGGGGGGAAUACUGCGCUGCAUGCGGCUGUUGUGGAUACUGGAAUUCGGGCUCGGGAACUCUGCAAGCUGCUCACUAAACAUGGGGCUGAUCCAUCCAUCAGGAAUAACCAGAGGGGCUCGAGCAGUCAUGCUAAUGAGGAGGAAGCUGAUGGGGCUGAGGAGGCGGAGGAUAUCAAGCAGGAGACGGAUUCCAAUGAUGAGGAUGAUGUCGAGGGACAGUCGUCUUUUGAUCUUGCGUCGAAGAAUAAGGAUGUCGUUGACAUUUUUUCGGCGGGGGUUGAGGCGGGUGAGGAGAUUGAACUCAAGAUCAAGGAGGAGAUCAUGGACACGGAUAAUGAGGGGGAGCUGGACUGGCUGGAGUUGGAUGAAAUUACGGAUUUGGGGAAUAUUCUGGAGAGCAACAAUGGGUGGAAGCCGCUUGCUCAACGGCUUGGCUGCCAUUCGUUUCUGUCGAAUUCGUUGGAGAAGUCGGGGGCUAGUCCUGCGUUGACUAUUCUCACUUUUGCGCAGGUUCAGGGAUUCACAAUGAGCACCUUACUCGAUUUGCUUGUGGACUUGGAGCAAAAGGAGGCAGCCAAGUACAUCGAGAACAUCAUGAAGAAAAAGACUCAUGGCGCACGAUGAGAACAAAAUCAUCCCAACAAUUCAUAAGCAUUUUUUCUACCAUAAUCUGACUAAUAAUUUUUCAAGCGCAAAUUGUGCAUGUCAGAACUUACUAUAUUUUUUCAUGGAUAGUUCAAUAAGUAUUAUGAAAUCAUAUUAUUUACAAAGUUUGUAUGACGAAUAAUUGAGUGAUGAUAAAUGUAUAAAAGAUGAAGAAUAAUGUAGAGAUGAUAUAUUGAAUAAACUAUUUUUUCGGUAAUAA